CGCCGCGUCCCGAACCCCACUCCGGCUCCUCGGCAGAGGACUCGCCGCCAUGUCUGCCGCCAGGCGACUCAAAUCCGUGGACUACGAGGUGUUCGGGAGAGUGCAGGGUGUUUGCUUCAGAAUGUACACAGAAGAUGAGGCUAGGAAAAUAGGAGUGGUUGGCUGGGUGAAGAAUACCAGCAAAGGGACUGUGACAGGCCAAGUGCAAGGCCCCGAAGAGAAAGUCAACUCCAUGAUGUCCUGGCUGAGCAAGGUUGGAAGUCCUAGUUCUCGCAUUGACCGCACAAACUUUUCUAAUGAAAAAAUCAUCUCUCAACUUGACUACUCAAAUUUUAGUAUCCGAUACUAACAGAAGAGAAAUAAAAAUUUUAAUGCUUAUAUUACACAACAAACACCAUAUAUUCUCAAGUCUAUGUACUAGAAUAAUAGUAGCAGAGUAGGGUAAAAAAAAGAACUUUCUGUUCUGAAAGCUACAACAGAAUAUGUUACUAAAAAGGUCUGACACUAAAAUAGUUUUACUCGACUAUGUUUUUAAGACGCAAAAACAUAGUAUUGUAAAGGACAUUACAAAAUAUUUAAUAUGAAUAUUUAAACUUGUCUUGUGGAAUCUUUAAUGAAUAUUAUAGCAAGCGUUAUUUGGCUAGGUAUAAAAUAAAGCUCAACCAUUUAAAAAUUAA
This is a messenger RNA of Lynx canadensis (Canada lynx), 677 nucleotides long. RefSeq names its product acylphosphatase 2 (gene ACYP2). Bases 50 to 349 code for a protein of 99 amino acids. The transcript has 4 exons. Gene Ontology annotation, molecular function: acylphosphatase activity. The record is from RefSeq and is a predicted model, not a curated record. Lineage: Eukaryota; Metazoa; Chordata; Mammalia; Carnivora; Felidae.